AAUCAACAGCCACGAUGUCUUAUAGAGGAUUUGGCCUUGAGACUGCCAGUACUGCUCCUAAGAAGAGCAUAAAUGAGAUGAGUCCGGAGGAGCAGGCGGAAGAAGGAGCAAGACAAAUGGUUGAAUUCAUGAUGUCCUGCCCUGGUAAGUCUGCCAUCUCUGCUGUUACUGGUUUUGCCCUUGGUGGUGUUUUCGGUUUGUUCAUGGCCAGUAUGGCCUAUGAUGUUCCUAUUGGUAACAACGCUGCGGGCCAUAUCUCUGACCUUCCGUUCAAACAACAAAUGAAAUUACAAUUCACCGAUAUGGGUAAAAGAUCGUGGUCGAGUGCAAAGAACUUUGGUUAUAUAGGUAUGAUAUACUCAGGUGUUGAAUGUGGUGUUGAAUCGUUACGUGCUAAGAAUGACAUCUACAACGGUGUUGCUGCUGGUUGUAUAACAGGCGGUGGUCUUGCUUUCAAGUCAGGUCCACAAGCAGCAGCUAUUGGAUGUGCUGGUUUUGCAGCUUUCAGUACUGCAAUUGAUCUUUAUAUGAGAAGUGAACACGAAAAGCCACCAACUAACGACUAUGAUGACUGAAGCGCAUGUUUCUUCUUUUCCUUCUUCCCCUUCUGUACAUAUACACUACUUGUUAUAAUAGCAAUAUUAAUAAUGAU
This is a messenger RNA of Williopsis jadinii, 652 nucleotides long. RefSeq names its product translocation channel protein TIM22 (gene TIM22). Gene Ontology annotation, molecular function: transmembrane protein transporter activity. NCBI's taxonomy places the organism in Eukaryota, Fungi, Ascomycota, Saccharomycetes, Phaffomycetales, Wickerhamomycetaceae. The transcript has 4 exons. Gene Ontology annotation, biological process: protein insertion into mitochondrial inner membrane. Gene Ontology annotation, cellular component: TIM22 mitochondrial import inner membrane insertion complex. The record is from RefSeq and is a predicted model, not a curated record. Bases 15 to 575 code for a protein of 186 amino acids.